This is a messenger RNA of Rotaria socialis, 3486 nucleotides long. Lineage: Eukaryota; Metazoa; Rotifera; Eurotatoria; Philodinida; Philodinidae. The record is from the annotation of a GenBank genome assembly.
AUGUAUACCAAAAGUCGACGAAAAACUCAUCCGGAAAAUAUAGAAAUCACUACUGGAGAAAGAGAUACUGGUGAGGAAGAUGAUGACGAGAAGAAAAGACAUUAUCAAAAACGACAUCAUAAAACAUCAAAAGGUAUACAAAAUAAACUAGCAAAUGAACCAUCAACAAAAAACAGUGGUGCCUCUUCAUUGUCGAAUCUCUCAUUACCUAUAAAUAAUGAUAAAUCUGCUGGUUAUGUAGCCCAUUUACUUCACGAGGCUGAUCUUACUAGUCUUGUACAAUUGGACACAAUCAAUCAAAUAAAAUAUUUUCUUGAUGAACGUGCUCAUCUUAUAAGUCAAAUCGAAUUUAUUCGUACACAAUAUGAAAAACAAUACACAACAUUAAAACGUCGUCUUGAUGAAACAGAAUCAGAAAAUGAACGUCUAACUGAACAGUAUCGUUCAUCUUCAAAAGAACUUGUUUUAUAUAAAAAUCUUAUUGAUGCACCUGAAAAUCCUGAAUCACCCACCAAAUCGAAAGACUAUCAACAAUUGAAAUUAACGAUUGAUAACGUUUUACAAGAAAAUAAACUUCUACAUGCUGAAUUAAAUCAUUUUAAAACAAGUGAUCCCGUCUAUGAACAAGUACAAUUAUUAGAAAUUAGCAAUAAAAAUUUAAAAGAAGAAUUAACAAAAUCAACAAAUGAAAAUAAUCGUUUAAGAAAAACGAUUGAUUCUGAUGAAACUAAACAUUUAAAAGCAAAUUUAAAAAAAACUCUCGAAGAAUAUGAAAAAAUCAAAUUAGUUAAUAAAAAACUCUUACAACAAUGUCAACAACAAACAUCAUCUCCAAAACAGGCACACUUUUAUCCUUCUCCUCCAUCUCCACUAUCUAAUCAACAACAAUUAUCACCGAUUUCUCAACAUUCUUCAAAAUCAAUAGAUGAAAACCUUUUAAGUCGUUAUCCAUCGAAUGAAGUUACUCAGUUGCGUGAACAUGUUCAACGUUUAGAACAGACAUUGCAUAAACGUGAUUAUGAAUUGCAAAAAUUACAAAACGAAAUCGACAAAGGUGCAAGUUCAAUAAUGAGUUCAAUUGAAGAUCUUUAUACGGUUUCAACAAAUGUUGCCUCACCAAAAAGUAUUCUUAAACAUCAACCAACAGUUAUUCAAUUGCAAAAUGAAUUAGAUCAAUUGCACGAUAAAUUAGAUGAAUUAAUAAAGGAAAAUCAAGAAUUAAAAACUCGUACACAAGAAUUCGAUACAAUUUAUGAAGAAAAUGAAUAUCUGUAUGCUGAAAAAAGUCAAUGGAAUGAAGAAAUGGAACGUGCUAGACUACGACAAUUAGUACUUGAACAAGAAGCACACACAUUGAGAGAGCGUGAAAAAGAAUUUAUUUUAACAAAUGAUCCAACAGUAACUGAAGAUAAUUCUAGUGUAUCACAAUUAAAAUUAAAAAUUAAUUGGCUGAAUCAAAUCAAUAAUCAAUCAGAAUUGGAAAUUGUUCGUUUACGUGAACAAAUCGAAUCAAUAACAAAAAAAUUUCAACAAGCAAAACGAGAUUUGACGAAUAAAACUCAACAUUAUAAACAGAUUAUAGAAGCAGCUCAAGAUGCACAAAAACUUCCUCAGGAAUUAGCUCGCGUUGAAAAAAUUUGUGCUGAUAUGGAAAGUAAAUUUGAACAUGAACGGCAAGAAUAUGAAAAGACGGUUACGGCUUUAGAAGAACAAAGUGAAAAAAGAGAAAAAAAAUAUAGCUCUCUUUAUGAUGGAAUUCUUAAACUUCAAAAUGAUUAUCGUCAAAAAGAACUUGACUUUACUCAACAACUAGAAGAUGCUGUUAACCAACGAGAUGCUCUUCUUAUGCAAUUAUCUUCUUUUCAAAAUGUUUGUCAGCAACUUCAAAAAGAAAAUCGAAGUCUGGAGGAAGAAAUAAAUUCAAAAAAUGAAACAAAUCGAGAUCUAAAAUUCGCUUUAACAUCAACAACUGAUGAUACUCAAACAGUCUAUAGUCAGCUACAUCAAUUACAUAAAAGUCUAAGUGAAUUGCAAAAGAGAUAUGAUUAUGAUAUAGCAGAGCGCAAUUCUCAAAUAGAAUUUCUACGAAAUGAACAAAAGAAAAUGAUGUCAAAUUAUGAUGGCGAAUUAUUUAAAACACAUCAAACAAUAAUUCAAUUACAGCAUGAUAACAAUCAGUUUACUAGUCAAUUAGAACGAUAUCGAACGAAUAUUGAUAAACUUAAAACUGAAAUCAAUGAAAAAAUAAAUUUUAUUGAACAACUACAAAGUGAUUUAAAUGAACGAUCAGCAUUACAUCUUACUAUUAAUAAUCAAUUGACACAAGAAAAUAAAGUAAAAAUGCUAAAAAUAAAUGAACUCGAACAAGACUUAUUACAAGAACAACAACAUAAAACAGAACUACAACGAACUAUUCAAGAACUACAAUCAGAAUUAGUUAAAUCUCGUAUUGUAGCUAAAGAUUCUUUAGAAAAAAGUGAAGAAUUCGAACGACGUUUUCAUGAAACUGAUAAACAUUUUUUUCAUUUAAAUGAAACAACUGAACCAACAAAACGGGAAAUAAAUACUUUAAGAUUUGAAUUAUUAACAAAAUCUGAUCAAAAUACAGUUUUACAAAAUACGAUUGAAGAUGAAAAACUUAAACGACAAAGACUUGAAAUGAAGUUGAAACGAUUGAAAGAUGAAUACGCUAGUAUACGUAAAGAACUGUAUACUCGCAUUGAAGAAAAUAAUUCAUUACAACAAGAACUCAUUGAAUAUCGACUUAAACUUGAUUAUUAUGCACAAAUCAAUAAUCAAACAUUACUCUCGAUAUUACCUACUAAUGAAAAUGAUCAAUCAACAGCAGUUCAAUUAUAUUUAAAGGAAAAGGCAGAUAGUCAAAAUUGGCAAUUUAAAUGUCGAAUGUAUCAACAAAAAAUUGAACAAGCGCAAAGAAAUUAUGAAUCAACUCGAGAUAAAUAUAAACAGCGUUUGCAAGAAGAACGAGAUAUGUUUGAACGUUCGAAAAUAAAGUAUCUUGAACAUAUGAAAAAUAUUCAAAAAGAUUUACAUGAAACACGACAAUUACUGGAGAAAGAUACCGAAUUAAAAAUGAGUCAAGAAUCAGCAUAUCAACAAUUGGUUGAUGAACGAAGACAAUUACUUACCAGUAUGCUUGAUAAAGAUGCCAAAGUACGUGAAAUGCGCCGCGAAAAUCAUUUGUUAAUAUCAAAAAUUCAAUUUCUUGAAAAUCAAAUGGAAAUUUUAAAUGAUCGUGUCGAUAGAACGUUACGUGAACGAAGUCCAUAUCGUCUAGAUGUUAAUAGCCUUCGAGUAGAUAGCAAUGUUUCGAUUGAAACAAGUGCUCGUGGUUCACCUGUUUCUCCAACGACACGAAAAUCAACAACUUAUAUUGAUUCAACAGGAUGGAAUCAGUCUGUUCUCUAUACCGAAUCAUUUGGUUUUAAUAAUGAUCUUCACUCUGAAACAUCUGCUGUUACUUGA